This is a messenger RNA of Xiphophorus hellerii (green swordtail), 4548 nucleotides long. Its product is annotated as metalloproteinase inhibitor 4. The record is from RefSeq and is a predicted model, not a curated record. Gene Ontology annotation, cellular component: extracellular matrix. The transcript has 6 exons. Gene Ontology annotation, molecular function: metalloendopeptidase inhibitor activity; protease binding. NCBI's taxonomy places the organism in Eukaryota, Metazoa, Chordata, Actinopteri, Cyprinodontiformes, Poeciliidae. The coding region runs from base 1293 to 1967 and encodes 224 amino acids. Gene Ontology annotation, biological process: response to hormone; negative regulation of endopeptidase activity; response to cytokine.
UCUGUAAUACAAAAGUUAAAGUAAAGUAUGAGUAAAACUGAAUCACAGAAAGUGACAACUGUUCCCCCCCCCCAAGCAAACAGUGGAAAAAUCCAGUUUAAGAAGUAAGGUAAAAGAUGUUUUUACAGAUUGUCUGUAAUUUUCUGAUUUUGGAUCCUUAACAGGUUUUUACAGUCGAUAUCUUUUAGAUAAAAUCAUUUUCUUCUGAAGCCAAGGAGCAAACAGGAAGCCCAAGAAAUGAACAACAAUAUAGUUGAGAAAAUAAGUAUUAAACAUCUCAAAACUUUUUUCAUUUAAUAUGUUUUUAAUGUGGCUAGUAACAGGAACGCCAAACAAAUGUUGACAACAAUGCAAGUAAUCUUGCACUCAUCCACAAUAACCUUCUUGUCUGUUUACUGUGCAAAACUCCACUGCUGAAGAAAAAGCCAUUCAAUGAGUUAAAUUCAAACCUGUGCAAUUCAUGUGAUCUGUGCAAUUCCACUUUUUUUUACAUUACUUGUGUAUUAAUUUCUUUUGCUUUCUUUGUAGGUGUGGAUUACUUGAGUUGUUACUGAUAUCUGGUUUAUAUUUCAUGUCACUAAGUUUUUUUUUUUCAUAAAAAUUUGAACAUAAGGAUCAAAACUAUUCUAUAUGAAUGAGGAUUGUGUUCAAGUUACUGCAACUCAUCUCUUGAAGAAAACAAGUAUCCUUGGGAUGAAAAAAAAUAUGAAGGAUUCCAUUCCUUUGGGAAUAUUUUUUGUUCACAAUUUAACCCUUAGUAGAAACCUAGAAGAGAUUUGAAUGAUUUUGACCCUGUAAAAGUGUCCAGAGGAGAUGACAAGCUUCAAAAAGAGAGCAAAAGAAGAAGUUACAGGAUGCCAGCUUUUUUCCCUGCAUUUCAGGAGGCUGUCCCUAAAUUGUUGAGCGCAUAAGAGGCUCCCUGUGUGCGACCCUCUCAGCAUUCAAGGCCAGAGUGUGAGGGGAUUGGACUAUUGUGAGCCUCUCUGUGUGUUGUCUACAGAGAGGGGGAGCGCGAAGGAAGAGAAAAGAGAGCAGCAGUAGCUUUCAACUCAAGUUAUUUGCUGAAGCUUGAAUUCAGAGGUGCACUUUAAACUUAUGAAAACAUUUCUAUCCACAGCUGCGUCCCAGCUCUCCAGAGCUACUCUUAUCUCUUCGACCCCACUGUCUUAUCCGCCGCGCACCCCCUCUGCCGACUGUCGGCCUGACCUGCUUCCCAGGGAACUCGACGGGGCAAGAAGAGGCUGCAGAGCAUUCAUCAAGUGGUGGAACAGUAAGAGGUAGCCAGAGCCACCAUGGCCUUGUCCCAGGAGAGAAGUGCGUGUCUGGGGCUGGUGGUGCUCCUUUUGCUUGGUGCAGGCAUGGAGGACGUUGUGGAGGGAUGCAGUUGCCACCCAUCACAUCCACAGCAGCUCUUCUGCAGCGCUGAGAUUGUGAUAAGGGCAAAGAUCUCUGGAGAGAAGAUUGUGUCGCCUAGCAACAGCUCCUCACCUUACAUGAAGAUGAUCCAGUACGAAAUCAAAAUGAUCAAGAUGUUCAAAGGUUUUGACCGAGCCAAGGACAUCCAGUAUGUGUACACUCCUGUCUACUCUUCACUCUGUGGAGUCAAACUGGACUCCAAUAACAAAGCAGGCUAUCUGCUCUCAGGAAGCAUGUGGAGCGAUGGACGGAUUUCUAUUGGCCAGUGUGACCUGGUGGAGUCGUGGGACAACUUAUCGCUGUCACAAAAAAAGAACCUUAACUACAGAUACCAGAUGGGCUGUGAAUGCAGAAUCAACACGUGCUACACGGUGCCUUGUGCAUCUACAGGAGAGAACGAGUGCCUGUGGACGGACUGGCUGCUGGAUAACAGUCUGAAUGGGGAGCAGGCUCGGCAGUAUGCCUGCAUCCGACGAUCGGACACAAGCUGUGGCUGGUACCGGGGUGGGCCUCCGCCUGAGAAGGACUUCUUGGACAUGACCGAUCCGUGAUCUGUAACACCGACUUCAAAAAUCCCUUAAGGAAAAUCCAACCCUGCUUUUGGCAUAUUUAGCACGCAUUUGGCUUGCAAAGAAGCAACUAGAAAAAAAAGUGGAAAAUUUGCUGAUUUUUCAAACCCGCUGGAGAAAAAGCUGCCAUUAAGCUACCGGUGGCAAAGUUCAGGCAGUUGAUCCAGCAACAGGAAAAUAAAUAUUUAAAGUGCAGGGUCUUUGAGCAUUUCUCUGACUCAUUUUCAUACAUUCCUCUUCACAUGUUGUUACAGAGUGAGAACAGCAGCAGAAUAUCCACAGCUAAUAUUUCACUUUUGAGUGAAGGUUUUUGCCUCAUUGUAAAUGCACUCCUUUUAAGCCCUAUGAUUAUUUGUGUAAUGUACAAUAGGUGAAAUAGCAAUUUAAGUUCUGAAUUUACAGAAAUGCUAAAGAAAUGUUUAAGAACACUAAAAUAAUAGAAUCCUUUCUUGUAUCAACCUUGCAGAGUCUAAUCACGUGUAUCCUGACUGCAGCAUCCUGAUGUUGAAUUUCUAUCUGAAAUGCUGACACAAAUGAAAAUACACUGAAUAUACUGUGCUUUGUAAAGGUUUUAGGCACUUAAGCUGCAACAAGGGUGCAUAAUAUGCAAUUGCAGAAUAGUUUUAAUUUAUUGGUAUAAUUAAAAGUGAUGUGAAGAAAGAAAAACAAAAAUUGCAGGAGUUUUCUUAAUCUUUGGGGUAAAGCCAUUUUUUAAAUAAUUUUUUGUUUGCAUUUUUGUUUACUUAGUUUAAGAUGGUUCUGUGUAAUGGAUUUAAUGCUGAAAAUGUGGAGUUAUACAUCAUAAAUAAGAACCUAAAGUGCCUAAAACCUUUUCAUUCUGCAGUUUAUGCAAAGAAAAGCAUCCCAAGUUAACCGAUUACUUGUGUUAUUUGUUGUUGUGAUACAGAAAUUAUAUGACAUUUUAUCUCAAAAUUUUGAAACUGUAAAUAUAGUAAUUUUGUUGAAUUAACAUUUUCAUAACUAACCACAUGUUUUCUUUUAGAGUAGUGCUUCUCAUCCUGCUUAGUUUCCUUCGUGAAGCUCUGUCGUUUUUUUUGUUUUGUUUUUUUGUACCAAAAACCUAAUCCAGCGCUUCGGCUACAGCACUGCCACCUGUAGAAGCUAAGCCUUUCCUCUUUAGAGGAAAUGAGAUAACAGGAUAAGGUUUGGUUUUUUAACUCCUUGAAACUGAAGGUGGGUUGCUCACCUAUUUGUUUUAGAAAUCUGCUGAAUCAUUUAAAUGUUGUUCAAUAUAAAGACUUAACAGGGGUCUGACUUGACCCCUGUUUUGAUACAGGAUUGCUUCAUAUAAAUCAUACAGAUUAUAAUGCAUUAAGAUUCAGCUUUGUAGCACAUUGACGGUGCUGUGAACAAAUAAUUUCACCCUUGCUGAUGAAAUCUGCUUUUGCUCUUUUGUCACACCAGUUUCAGAUCAUCAAACAAAUUUUAACAUCAGACUAAGAAGAACCAAGUAGAUUAUAAUGCAAUUUUUAAAUGAUAAUUUCAUUUAUUAGGGACAGAAGCUAGCCAAAAAUUUCUACAUCUGCCCUGUUAUUCUACAAAAUAUUUUCUUAAAGGUCUUGGGUGUAUCAAGGUGAUUGUUAGCAACGUGAGGUGGCCCUUUGUGAUUUUCUUUUUAAUCAGUUCUAUUUUUUUGGAUGUCUUUUUUUGCCCCUUCAUUAUUGUUCAACCAAGAUUGAUGAUCUCAACUGAGGGAGAUGUUCUACUGUCACCUCCUGGAUCAGUUCUCAUUGUGCUCUUGGACUUAAUUUUAGCAAACCAGCCACUCCUGGGAAGAUUUAACUCUAUUCUAAGUAUUUGUGGUUAAUGGCUCCCAGAAGUGAAGAAAUUGUUUUCUAAUCCUUCCCAGGCAAGUCUGGAAAGUCUGUUUCUCAUCUUUUUAUUGGAUUUCUUUUGACUGGGGUACAACGUGUUGCCUUUGGAGAUUAUUAGCCUUUUUCUUGUAGACAGCCACGUUCCAUUUAGGAGAUCUCUUGAUUUUUACAGGUCUGGUUAUGAUCAGGCCUGAGUAUGACUUGUAAAAUUAAAUUUUGACAGUUAAAUAUGGUUUAACACAGGAGUGGUUAUUUUUUCCAGAAAAAUUUGGACAGGAUAGCUCUUUCUCUUAAUACAUGAAACAAUUUAAUAACUACUUUUUGCACUUAGCCAAAAUUUGCUAAAAUUUGUUUGUGAAUCAGAAGCAUUUAAGUUUGACAAUAUUUUUUACUGUCCUGUUCAACUUGGUGAUUCAUGUUGACAUUUAUCUCACGACAGCACUGAAAAGUUUAAACCGAAUGGAAAGUCAACAUUUCAGAUUUGAGACAGUAGUCUAAAUAUAAACUCAUUUACAAACUCGUGCAGUUAUUUCAGUGUCACAAAGCACAAAUUAAUAAUGCACAAUACUAUUGUAUGAUUUAAUGAAGUGUUAAAACAGAUUUCAGUUUGUUUUUUACUUAAAUAAUUGUUGGGUUUGUAUUUAAGUCUUUGUUUCUGUCUACAUAAAGUUUUCUAUCUUCAUGUACCAAAAAAAAAUGUAUAUAAAAUGUCUCAGUGGAACGAUGUA